This is a messenger RNA of Talaromyces rugulosus, 693 nucleotides long. RefSeq lists its product as uncharacterized. The record is from RefSeq and is a predicted model, not a curated record. Lineage: Eukaryota; Fungi; Ascomycota; Eurotiomycetes; Eurotiales; Trichocomaceae. Bases 1 to 693 code for a protein of 230 amino acids. The transcript has 5 exons.
AUGGCUACAAUGGCCAUUGGGCCUCGUCGAGCUUGGAACAUUGGCAGAUGGGCCAACGUUCGCUCGGUGUCCACGUUGCAAGGCCACCCCUACAUAUAUACAUUUCCCGACAGUGCACGACCUGGCCAUCACGUUUUGUCUUUGCUAUCAUCUGAACCUCCCAAAGCAGAACUUGCCAUUGGCACUACAUCAAAACUUCCCCCUACCCCCGACUCCUUCACGGAGAACUCGAAAUUUCUUCAAAUCUUACAAGAGGUGGUCUCCGAGUAUGCCACCGAAGACCCCGAAGUGAAAUCCCAAGCCCAAGUCAUGAUCUCUACAGCCGGCGCCAACUUGGGGUCUGGCGGAGUCUUUUUUGCUCAAAACCGCAAACCACACCGGCCUAGAUAUGGGGGCGGUGGUGGCACUGGCGGAGAUUCCGCUGGUGGUGCGAGUGGUCAAGGUGGUGCUGGAUCGGGCGGCAGAGGAGGUUGGAUCCAUGUAUCUGACAGCCGAAGACCGCCCGAGUAUGGAAGGAUUGCCUGGCCUGAAGAUAUUUUUGGGAGUGUGGAAGUUGACAGCAACGGCGAGUUUGUCGGCGAGAAAGGAAACUACCAAUCAAGUGGCACAUAUCGGAUAAUUACCCGAGACGGAAUACUUGGAUUGAGUCCUUUUCUGAGAGAAAAACUCGUCCAACGACUCCGGAAGCAGUAG